GCGGCUUGGAAGAAGAAGAAGAAGAAGAAGGACCACAAGAACACAAGCAACCCAACAACAACAGAAUAGAAUAGAAUAGUACUACUGUACCAUGUCCAACCUCCCACCUCCCAAUAGCAACGACAUGCUGGGCGACUUGGACUUUGCCGCUCCAUUUAGUGGCCGGCCUCCCUUGGAAAAGAGCAUCAAGGUCGUCCACUGCGAGACAUGCGGCGAAGUGACGCAUCACAUUGAACGAACUCGCUAUGGCAAGAAAAAGGUUCCCUUGACCAAGGAAGGUGUCGUACGAGGUGUUUGUAUGCGCUGUCAUGGGGGCGAAUACGCGAGUAUCAUGGCACCACCAGCGCAAGGAGUUCCACAAGAGCUGGUCGUCAAGAGUGGCGACGAUCAAACGGUCGUUUCGCAAAUUACAUUGGAUCAUCGAUUUGAUGCGCCCGAUGAAUCCGACGAAGAAUCGGGCAAUUUCCGAGUCACACCCGGCCAACGACGACCGGAACCGUCCUUGGGAGAUCCCGAUGAAUACGAACGACCCGCGCCAUUGCGACAGCGACGACAAGAAUCCAAAUCACGGAUUCGACGGCCUUCCGAGACGUCGACGGACGACUUUUUUAGAGAACGAGAACGAGAAAUCCGCAACAAUUUUGCCCCAUUGCCACCUCCGGGCACCAAUUUACAAAACAAUCCUUGGAUGGAAGCGCAAAUGCAAGCGCUAGGAGGAGGACCCGCUCCACAGCCUCAACAAGCUCAACAACAGCAGCAACAACAAGCUCAACCUCCUCAACAACAACAACCACCUCAACCACCAUCACAGCAACAGCAACAGCAACAACCUUUUUACAUGAACAAUAACGCCCAAGUACCGCAAAUUUUUGAACAUCAAGUCAUGCAUCAUCAACCCUACACCAGCAGUACCUAUUUUGGAGCGGCUGCGCCCGGCAUGGGACAUGUCUAUACGACCGAACGACCGCCGUCGAUUGCUUCGUCGUAUGGACAAGAAGAAAAGGCCGAAAUUGAACCCGCUCAUGAUUGGUCCGCUCUCACCAAUGCCUUGCCGACCAAUACAACUACUACUAGUCACAACAAGAAUAUGAAUGCCCCCAAUGUCGGGCAUUUGAGAUCGUUAUCAGAUAUUCCCGAAUUGGUCAAUCACCUCAACUCGAGCAAUAAUUUGGGCGCCACGGCGCUGCCCAUAUUACAACGCAUGGCCGAUAUUGUAUGGAAAUAUGGACAUCAAGCCAAAUUGGCCGUCAUUCAACACAAUGCAUUGGAAGGAUUGUUGUCGAGUAUGUGGGAGAAUAUUGCCGACGCCAGUGUCCAAGAAGCCGCACUCGAUUUGAUUUUUGCACUCGUCUCGUCCAGUGAUGGAUUGCCAUCGUCCGACGUAUUUACGGGAGCGGCCGCGGAAAAUGUCAUUGAUGCACUCCUCAUUGUCAUGCAGACCCAUUUGACGGUGGAAAAUAUUCAACACACGGGAUGUGGCACGUUGGGAUGUCUCGCGGCCGCGUCUGGUAAUAAUUCGGCCGUCGAUGAUGCAUCGCUCUCGGGGGCACUUGAUACCGUCGUGGGUGCACUAGAGUGUCAUCGCAACAGUGGCGUCGUCCAGUGUACUGGGAUUCGAGCACUUUACAAUCAAUGCAUUUAUUCACGACAUGCCGAAUCCAAUAAACGGAGUUUGGCCAAACAUGGCAUGGAAGAAAAGAAAUGUGGUGCUUCCGUGAUAUAUCGAGCCAUUGAAGUGUCCGAGGGGGAUAUGGUCACCAUGGAAUGGGCAUGUCGAUUGUACUGGUGUUUGUCCGCCUCGGAAGAUGUCGCCGAAUUCUUGACUGUCACCAAUCAUCCAAUCUACUUGAUUUUGGAGGCACUCCAACGAUACAAUCAAUCCAAAGUGGCGGGCGGGUUGCUGGAAGCAUCACUCGGUGCGUUGGCCAAUUUGGUGCGGGUGCGGGAAAAUCAUAAAGUGGUCGAUUCCAGUGUCUUGUUUUUGGUCGUCAAGACGGCACAAACCCAUCAAACCAAUGAAGAUUUACUCGUCGAAGCGUGUGCACUCAUUGCCAACCUCAUUGCCUUGUGCUCGGAAAAUGCCACGGCUGCCGUCGAUGCCGAUGCCAUUGAAGUCAUUUUUAAUGCAUUGCAGGCGUUUCCGGAAAGUGUUCCCCUGUUUGAAGAGGCCGUGCGGGCGUUGCUGUCGCUCUGUCUGGCAUCGGAAGACGGAAAACGAUACUUGUGUACACCCGCCAUGCUGCUGUGUCUUUCUGGGGCGAGUAACUCCAAUAUUGACUCGGCGUCGGGACAGGAAAUGUUUGUCAAUCUCAUGGGAUCUUUCAUGGCCAAGAAAGGCUUUCAUCAAACGGUCAUUCAUCAUGGAGGCGUCGAAGCGUGUCUGGCUGCCAUGAAAGCACAUCCCAACGACCGGCGGGUCCAAGAAGCCGCCUGCUUGGCGUUUCGAAAUCUGGCCUGUCACGUCGACGAGACUACCAACUUUGAUUUUAUGGAACCCAUACAACUCAUGUCGUUGGCCAUGGCGAGACAUGCCAGUUCGGAAAGUAUCCAACUCAACUGCUGUCGGACGUUGUGGAAUGUGGCGUCCAUGAAAAAUUCCGGCGGCAUGUUGCAGCAACUCAACAACGGGGAGCUGAUUGAUCCCAUUGUCAAGGCCAUGCAAACACACAUGGAGUCAGCGGCGGUUCUGGAAGUGGCUUGUGGUGCCUUGUGUGGCAAGAUUAUGGGGUCCUUGGAGGGCAAAAAGUGCUUGGUCGAAAGUGGUGGACUGGAUGCCGUCACGUGCGUCCUCGUGAUGCACCCGACCGAACCGGCAGCCCUCGAAAAAGCAUUUGGAGUCCUUUCCAGUAUGAGCGCUUCUCAAGAAUUUGCCGACGAUGUUGCCAAUGCCCAAUGCAUGACCAAUGUGGUGGAAGCCAUGCGCGCCAACAGUUCGUCCAUUACAUUGCUGGAGUUUGGCUGUCUGGUACUCCGAAACAUUAUCCUAUUGAGACCCGAGCAUGUUUCAGAAUCGUCCAGUGUGGUGGCCACCAUUCUGAAUGGUAUGCGGAACAACCCCGACGCAGUUGGCUUUCAACGAGAAGCGUGCAGUUUGCUUUGGGCAAUGGCGGCAGUGUCCGAGUCAUGCAAGUCCAAAGUAUUGUCGUUGGAUGGCAUUGCUGUUUUGCUGGGAUGUCUGGAACACAAUAGUUCCUUUGCCGAUGUCCAGGAUGCAGCGCUAGGGGCUUUCAACCAGCUAGGAUAGCAAAAGACAGAGAAAGAGUUCGGUCGGUCGAUAAGGACAGUACUAGUGUCGAGAGAUCGGGAGCAAAGUCGCCUCUGAAGGGUAGUCGUGCCAUGGACGGAAUGAAAGACGGAAUGAACAAAGCCUUUGGUAACUUCCUCUCGAUAUUGCCCGACGGCGGGGAAGGUGCAAUGCAAAGUAGCUUGUUCUUCUCGAUUAUGGGUUUUAGUCUUUUUUACCACCUUUUGUCAAGGCUUUCUUCACGUUCUCAUUCCAGUACAUCCCCACUACUCCAUGUACCACCACAGAAUGGGCCUCUGAGCCUGCUGCUUUGAAGAUUUCCUCUGAUUCCAGGUCUGUUUCGUUUCGGACUGCAUCCGUGAUGUGGAGAACAAUCGCCCAGGCAAAGGAAACUUGUGCCCACGUAUUGAAGUGUCCAAGCGUUUGCCGUUUCCCAUUGUAUCUGAUGUUCACAACCUGAAAGAAAAACAAUAGUUAGAAAAUACAAAUACAUCUCAAUAACAAAUGUUGAUAGUUUUCCUGCACUUACCG
Molecule: messenger RNA, 3775 nt
Organism: Seminavis robusta
Lineage: Eukaryota; Bacillariophyta; Bacillariophyceae; Naviculales; Naviculaceae
Source: the annotation of a GenBank genome assembly